UUUGGCCUCCUGAUCAGACCUCUUGAUCGUCUCCAGUCUCCCCGGUCUCGUGUUGAAGCCAUAGUAAGAGCAUCAAGAACAGUAUUCUAUCUGUUCAGUGGUGUUUGAGGUGUUAAGUAAGAGAGACAGAGAACAUUGUUUGUUAUACCAAGUAGGCAUUGCCCUGACCACCAAUUCUGCACAGUAUGGCAAGCAACAAAUCAGUUGAGGAAAUGAGGACAGAAAAUGUUGUGAGAUGCUUAUACCCAUGCCCUGGAGCAAUUUUUAAGCUGAUUUGCUUCCCAUGGGCAGGAAGCGGAUCUACCCAUUUUGCAAAAUGAGGCAAAAGUUUUCAUCAUUCAAUAGAAGUUUCCUCUAUAACGCUUCCUGGAAGAGGAAAUCGAUCUAAUGAGCCAUUUGCAACAAGCUUGGAUCAUGUAGCUGCUGAAAUUUCUAAUGCUUUACUGCCAAUGCUCCAGAAUGUUCCUUUUGCAUUUUUUGGUCACAGCAUGGGAUCAUAUAUUGCUUUUAUGACAGCUCUACACUUAAAAGAAAAUUACAAGUUAGAACCAAUGCAUUGUUUUGUGUCAAGUGCAACUCCUCUACAUAAAAUCACCCAUUUCCACUCUUCAAGUUUUUCUGGGAUAUCAGAAGAGCAAUUAUUUAAUUUUACCACGAAUAUUGGUGGCAUUUCCAAGGACCUUCUUGAAAACAAAGAACUUUUGGAAAUGUUUCUUCCUGUUUUAAAAGCAGAUAUUCAAAUGAUACAGAAUUUCAACUUUGUCAAAUCAUCAAAGACACUUCUUUCUUGUGAUAUUACAUGUUUUUCUGGGACUGAAGAUAUAGCAGAAGAAAUGGAAGGCUGGAAGGACCUAACCAGUGGGAGUGUUGAGACGCACAAGUUUCCUGGAAAUCACUUUUAUCUCACUAACCCUUCCAAUGAGACUUUCCUCAUAAACUACAUAACCAGAUGCUUUGAAAUUUCAUACUGUGCCUAAGGCUCAGAGUUUUGAUUGUUGGUGGAGGGCAAAUUACAUAUCCUUUACAUAGUAAUCUAAGGCAAUCAAAGUGAUUGUAUAUUUUUAGUUCAUUCUAGUCUUAUCAACAGAUUAAAAGCUAUGCUUAAAAAAAACUAUCAGGGUGACUUGUUAAAUCUAAAUAUCCUUCUUGCCAUAUGCCAUAAUAAACCUGGACCCUUCCAAACACAUCAAUAAUGUACUAGACAGUCAAAUUGUGUUGUUUCUCUUUAUAUUAGGAUCAUUCAAUUUUUCAUUGAUAAAGCAUAUGUAUACUUUUCCCAUUAUUUUAGCUAUGGAAAUAAUGUUGAAGAAAUAAGGACUUAUCCAUGUUUCCAUCAACACACAAAUUCACAAAGCAUCUGUGAUUUCAUCCCUAUGAGGAAUUCUUGGUAGGAGAAUGUCCUCCACCAACAGAUCAAAAUCGUUCAUGUUUAAGGCCCAGGGGCUUUUCUGAAGCACAUAGUAGUUAAGUGACUUGCCUAUGAUCACCUGGCUAGUGUCAGAGGUGAAAUGAAAACCCAGGUCUUCUUACCUUGAAGUCCAACACUAUCUAUACCACACCAGGCUACUUUUCUACCAUUAACAUAUUCAGGAUCAACUUUUCUAUAGCCCUCGCCUUCUUUUGCAGUGAAGCAGGGUAAAAGUGAGAAGAGGGAAAAUAUAUUUUUGGGGCAGUUAGGUGGCACAGUGAUU
Messenger RNA from Vombatus ursinus (common wombat), 1691 nucleotides. It is a transcript of the gene OLAH, whose product is annotated as oleoyl-ACP hydrolase. The transcript is spliced from 8 exons. Gene Ontology annotation, biological process: lipid biosynthetic process. NCBI's taxonomy places the organism in Eukaryota, Metazoa, Chordata, Mammalia, Diprotodontia, Vombatidae. The record is from RefSeq and is a predicted model, not a curated record.